GACUGACUGGGAAGAGGUGGCUCAGGCAGAGCAGCUCUGCUGGCGCAGGCAGGAGGAGCAGGAGGAUUAUUAAAUAACGCAGCUCGACUCUGCAACUGGGAGUGGAGAGAAGGAGCCCAACAACAGUCGAGAAGGGGAGGGAGGACAGAGGAGGGGGACCAGGAAGGACAGCCCGUGCCCCGAAGACAUAAAUCCCUGAGUGCCCGGGAGGAGCCUUAACAAGCGGCGCGGAGCCCUCAAGGUUGCUAAGUUGGCUAUCCCCGUGCAAGCCUUGGAGUCCCAAUGGGGGACUCAGGAUCAAGAAGAUCUACCUUGGUCUCACGGUUGCCAAUAUUUAGAAAAAGUAUUAGCAGAAGACAUGACUCUCUUCCUUCUUCACCCUCUUCCAGCAAUACCAUUGGUGUCCACAGUUCUUCUCCUUCCAGCACUAACUCAAGCUCAGGUAGUACAGGAAAACGCAGGAGCCUAUUCCGAGCUCCUUCCAUCAGCUUCCACCAUAAGAAAGGGAGUGAACCUAAGCAAGAACCCACUAACCAGAACCUUAGUAUUUCAAAUGGUGCUCAACCUGGUCACAGCAAUAUGCAGAAACUGAGUUUGGAAGAACAUAUUAAAACCAGGGGAAGACAUUCUGUGGGUUUUAGUAGUUCACGACAUAAGAARAUAACAAGAUCCUUGACAGAGAAUUUUGAAAGGGAAAAGGAGCACUCAACUAAUAAGAAUGUCUUUAUAAAUUGUCUAAGUUCUGGCAAGAGUGAGGGAGAUGAUUCUGGAUUCACAGAAGAACAAACUCGCCGUUCUGUUAAGCAGUCAACAAGGAAGUUACUCCCUAAAUCUUUUUCAUCUCACUAUAAAUUUUCUAAGCCAGUUCCACAGAGCCAAUCCAUUUCGUUGGUACAACAGUCUGAAUUUUCACUUGAAAUUACACAGUACCAAGAGAGAGAACCUGUGUUAGUAAGAGCUUCUCCAUCUUGUUCUGUGGAUGUAAAUGAACGGGCAGGAAGCUCUCUGCAAUCUCCUUUGCUUUCUGCUGAUCUUACCACAGCCCAGACACCUUCAGAAUUUUUAGCCUUGACUGAAGAUUCUGUGUCUGAAGCAGAUGCAUUUCCUAAUAGUGGAAGCAUGGCAUCCCACUGUGACAAUGGUGGCCCCAAUGACCCUACCUCUCAGAGCUCUCCCAAACCUGCUGCUGUUACAAAGACAACAAUAGAACUUAUGGGAGCUGUGCCUGGUGCAGUUAUGUCUCCUGGGAAAUACAGGUUAGAAGGUCGAUGUAGCACUGAAUCUAAUUCCUUAUCAGAAACCUCUGCUGCUAAUCAAAAGGAAGUGUCAUUGCAAAUCACUGAGCUACUGGUUAAGAAUGUGAACAACUCAGAGACUCACCUAUCAGCAGACACUCAAAGAGAAGAAAAUAUGCCACUACAAAAUGGUGAAUCAAUGCCAAGGACAGGCUCUCCAAGGAAACUUGGAUUCUAUGAGCAACAUAAAGCAAUAGCUGAACGUGUUAAAGGGAUUCAUCCUGUUUCAGAUUCAAGGAUAAUACCUUCUUCUGGCGAUCAUCACAUUUUAAACAAAACAUCCUAUGGUUAUGAAGCAAGUACAGCCAGAGUUCUUGCMAGUAGCCUCAGUCCGUAUCGGGAAGGAAGGUUUAUAGAGAGGCGACUCCGGUCCUCAUCAGAAGGAACUGCAGGGAGUAGCAGAAUGAUUUUGAAACCAAAAGAUGGAAAUGUGGAAGAAGUAAAUAGCUUAAGGAAGCAAAGAACGAGUUCCUCAUCCUCAAAAAUGAACAGUAUGGAUGUUUUAAAUAACCUGGGAUCCUGUGAACUAGAUGAAGAUGAUCUAAUGCUCGAUUUAGAAUUUUUAGAGGAACAGAACCUUCAUCCUUCAGUUUGCAGGGAGGAUUCAUACCACUCUGUAGUCUCCUGUGCUGCUGUAGUUCUCACUCCAAUGGAACCAGCAAUAGAAAUGAAGAAAAGAGAAGAACCAAAAUUUCCUGAGACUUCCAGACAGAAUCUUUCCCUGAAAUUAACAAAAGAAGAUCAGGAAUCCAGGUAUUCCCAUCUAAGCCGAAUGCCCAGCAGUCCAUCAACAGAUUGGCCCCUACAAGGUGUGGAAGAAAAUGGGGGCAUAGAUUCUCUGCCUUUCAGACUGAUGUUACAGGACUGCACAGCAGUAAAGACRUUAUUAUUAAAGAUGAAGAGAGUUCUUCAAGAGAGUGCAGACAUGAGCCCAGCAAGCAGCACCACUUCGCUUCCUGUUAGUCCUCUCACUGAAGAGCCAGUGCCUUUCAAGGAUAUAAUGAAAGAUGAAUGCUCUAUGCUCAAGUUACAGCUGAAAGAGAGGGAUGAACUUAUUUCCCAACUUCAGGAAGAGCUGGUAAGUGACAACAAUAUUUAG
This is a messenger RNA of Urocitellus parryii (Arctic ground squirrel), 2394 nucleotides long. NCBI's taxonomy places the organism in Eukaryota, Metazoa, Chordata, Mammalia, Rodentia, Sciuridae. The record is from RefSeq and is a predicted model, not a curated record.